CCCAUCUUCCACGAGAAGCAACUCACCCCCUAGCCGAUUUUCCCCACUAGCCCCCGUCACGUGUCCCGCUGUCCCGGAACUCGAUACCCCAGCGCGCCGUCGCCGGAGACGAUCAGACGACACAGGCGCCAGGCCAAAUGGCGCCCAAGAAGAAGCAGCCGGUCUCGAAGCAGAAGCACAAGCCCAAGCCCUCCGCACCCUCCUCCUCCUCCUCCGCUGCGCCGCGCCUCGAGAUCUCGUCGGAGAACGAACGCCGCCUCCGACAACUCCUCCUCAACUCCUCCACAGCCAGCGCCCCAUCCCCCGCGCCCCUAGAUGCUCCAGCAGGGCGUUCCGAAUCGAGGGAACAGAAGGGGCGUCGUCUGCGCGGGGUCUACGACAAGUUGGCCCUCGAGGGCUUCUCUUCCUCGCAAAUCGAGCAGGCUCUCUCCGCUAUACCAGAUACGGCGACGUUUGAGUCGGCGCUGGAUUGGCUGUGCUUUAAUCUGCCCGGCGACGAGCUCCCCCUCAAGUUCGCCAGCGCCGCCGCCUCCACUUCUCGCACAGGAACAGAGGGUUCAGUUAAGGUAGUAUCAGCAGCGAAGGAUAAUUGGGUGCCACAGAGUCGUGGGCCUGUGGAGGAGGCAAAGGUUAGCACUGAGGGGUUGGAAAUUAAAAUUGGGAGACGGCAAGAAGAGGAUGUCACAUUGGACGAUGGCCGGUCAUCGCAAGCUGCAUGGAUCCGGCAGUACAUGGAACAGCAAGAGGAGGAGGAGGAUGCAAAUUCUAAUGAUUCCUCCACAUGGGAAGAUCGUUUAGCGGCAAGUUUUGAAGUUGCUGAAACAAAGCCAAGUAGGCGAAAGAAAAAGGGUAAAAAGGAGAACUCCAAAAAUGGAAACUCAAAAGAACAUAUAAGCCAAUCUGCAUCUCCUGUGUUCCCUAAUUCAGAAAUUGCAAGUGUCGAGGAUGGUCAGAUUGACCUGGGUGCAAGUGGGAACAAAUCUCCCAGUCUUGUCCAUAUUGAUGAAGGAUCCAAUUUACAAAAGGAAGUUCCUAAAAAUGUUGGUGAAACUUGCACGAAGGAGGCUGAAGAAGAGGAAGUAGAGCUUGAUAACUUGUUUUUUGAAGACUCAUCCGCUUGGGAGGUUGUGGCCCCUGAAAUCUUGAAGCAGCAACAAAUAGAGAAAUUAGCACAUGAUGGUUAUGGCCAUCUUCUUGGGAACAUAGAUGAUGUAUGGAAAAAGGGAGAUUGUGGUAAAAUGCCAAAAGCUAUUCUACAGAAGUUCUGUCAAAAACUUGGUUGGGAAGCACCGAAGUAUAGUAAAACAUCAGAAAAAGCUGGUAAAUUUAUAUAUGCUGUUAAUGUAUUGCGUGGUUCUACUGGCCGUGGUAAAAGUCGGAAGGCUGGAGGUUUGACAAAAAUUGAGUUACCUGAAAAAGAUGAAGAAUAUGUAUCUGUUCAGGAAGCACAAAGUAGAGUGGCGACAUUUGCUCUAUAUCAACUGUUUGCUGAUCUUCCACUACGUCAAUUGCUUAUUGAACCAUAUGCAUCACUUGUUUUAAGAUGGCAAGAAGGUGAAUUAGAAGCUUCAUCAACAUCAAGGGUGCUGGAUACCGAGGAUAGUCGAAGAGCUGGGUUUGUGGAUAUGUUAUUGGAUAUGGACGGAAUUACUACUCUUCCAUAUCAAAUCAGAGGUGCUCCUGAGGGCGGCACAUCCAUUGACUCUCUGAAUGAUAAGGAGACCAAUUCUGUCUAUGAGAAGAAAGAGGCAACUUUGCUGAAUCAUGCAGGAUCAAGACGAGAGCAAGCAGAGAGCACAGCCUUGAGAAAGCAGUUGGAACACAAAAGGAAGUUGCCCAAGUAUCUGAAAAUGCUGGGAGCAAGAGCUUCUUUACCAAUUGCUAGACUGAAAAACCAUUUCCUACAGUUACUGAAAGAGAAUGAUGUAAUUGUUGUCAGUGGAGAAACUGGAUGCGGGAAAACAACUCAGUUCUCCAACGGCGUUUGGGACUUUCAGCUGCAUCCCAGUCUCUCACAAUCGGCUAACCGGGAAUUGCAUUCCUUAUUGUUGGGUGUUCAGCCAUUAACAAUGAAUCAGGAUCAUCGGUUCUCUUCCACAAACAACAAGGAAGUGCCACAGUUUAUUUUGGAUGAUAUGAUUGAGUCUGAGCUUGGUGGUAAUUGCAGCAUUGUUUGCACACAACCUAGGAGGAUAGCGGCCAUUUCAGUAGCAGAAAGAGUGUCUGAUGAAAGGUGUGAAUCUUCACCUGGCUCUAAAGAUUCCUUGGUUGGAUAUCAAGUUCGUCUCGACAGUGCUCGGAAUGAGAGAACAAAGCUUCUGUUCUGUACAACUGGUAUCCUUCUGAGAAAGUUAUCUGGAAACAAAGACUUAAGUGAUGUUACUCAUGUUGUAGUAGACGAAGUACAUGAACGCACUAUUUUGAGCGACUUCCUGCUGAUUGUUCUUAAGACUCUUGUUGAAAAACGCUCUAAUCAACCAGGAAGAAAGCUGAAAGUGAUUCUUAUGUCUGCAACUGUUGAUUCAAGCCUAUUUGCACGAUACUUUGGAGAUUGCCCUGUGAUUAGUGUUGAAGGAAGAACACACCCAGUUUCAACUCACUUCCUUGAAGAUGUUUAUGAGAAAAUGGAGUACUGUCUUGCUUUGGAUUCUCCUGCAUCAGGAGCAUACUUCGCACAGCAUGGAGAAAAGUGGAAGCAUGCUAGUAGCUCAGUGAAUAACCGGAGAGGAAUGAAGAACCUUGUCAUGUCCUCGUGGGGGGACGAGUCAAUGCUUUCUGAAAAUUAUGUUAAUCCUCACUAUAGCUCUGAUUGCUAUCAGUCAUACAGUGAAAGGACCAACCAGAAUCUGAGACGCUUAAACGAAGAUGUCAUUGAUUUUGAUCUGCUGGAAGACUUAAUAUGCUAUAUUGACGAGAACUGCCCCUCAGGCGCUGUUCUAGUAUUUCUUCCUGGAGUUGCAGAGAUCGAAAUGCUGAUUGAUAGAUUAUCUGCUUCAGUUAGAUUUAAAGGUGCAUUAUCUGAUUGGAUCCUUCCUUUGCAUUCAAUGCUUUCACCCACUGAUCAAAGGAAGGUGUUCCUGUCUCCACCAGAAAACAUUCGCAAGGUUAUUCUUGCCACGGACAUAGCAGAGACUAGCAUUACAAUUGAUGAUGUUGUAUAUGUAGUUGAUACUGGAAAGCACAAAGAGAAUCGUUAUAACCCACAGAAGAAAAUGUCAAGCAUAGUAGAAGAUUGGAUUUCUCGUGCAAAUGCAAAACAGAGACGGGGACGAGCUGGUCGUGUGAGGCCUGGGUUGUGUUUCUGCCUUUAUACUCACCAUCGUUUUGAAAAACUGAUGCGGCCAUUUCAGGUGCCUGAGAUGCUGCGGAUGCCAUUGACUGAGCUGUGUUUGCAAAUAAAAUCACUUCAUCUGGGUGACAUAAAAUCCUUCCUACUAAAGGCUGUAGAGCCCCCAAAAGAAGAAGCUAUCUCCUCUGCAAUUGACUUGUUAUUUAAGGUUGGAGCCUUUGAAGGACAUGAGGAGUUAUCACCUCUUGGCUAUCAUUUAGCAAAACUGCCUGUUGAUGUUUUGAUUGGCAAGAUGAUGCUCUAUGGGGCUAUCUUUGGCUGCUUAUCACCAGUUCUUUCUGUUGCUGCUUUUCUGAGUUAUAAAUCCCCUUUCAUCUCUCCAAAAGAUGAGAAGCAAAAUGUAGAGAAAGCAAAGGCUGCAUUGUUGAAUGAAAAUCUUGAUGGGUCUACUUCUAUAGUAGAUAACAAACAAUCAGAUCAUUUGUUAAUGGUUAUUGCAUACAACAAGUGGUCCCGGAUACUGCAAGAGCAUGGAACUAGAUCUGCUCAUCAGUUUUGCCGUUCAUUCUACUUGAACAGUACAGUGAUGUAUAUGAUCAGGGACAUGCGUCUACAGUAUGGCACAUUGUUAGCAGACAUUGGACUUGUGGAUCUUCCUAAAGAUAAUCUGAAUCAAAUGAAUGGGAAUAGAAAAAGCAAUCUUGAGAGUUGGUUUGCCAAUAUAUCUCUUCCGUUCAACUUAUACGCUGGCUACACCUCAGUUAUCAAGUCGGUCAUAAGUGCAGGUCUAUACCCUAAUGUUGCAGCAACUCUGGAGGGUGUUGAUCCAGGAGCUUUGGGUGGCAGAAAGCCAUCUGAUGUUCUGUUUGGUAAGGAUCGUCCUCGAUGGUAUGAUGGAAGGCGAGAAGUUCAUAUACACCCAUCAUCUGUGAAUCACAGCUUGAAGUCGGUGCAAUACCCAUUUCUGGUGUUCCUUGAAAAGGUUGAGACUAGUAAGGUGUUUCUACGUGAUACCAGUGUCAUUUCCCCCUACUCACUCCUUCUGUUUGGUGGUUCAAUGGUAAUCCAACACCAGGCUGGAGUGGUUAUUAUAGACGGAUGGCUGAGGUUAACUGCUGCUGCACAGACUGCUGUUUUAUUCAAGCAACUUCGCAUUACACUUGAUGCUGUUCUGAAAGAAUUGACAAGAAAGCCGGAGAUGGCAACUUUUGUUGACAACGAAGUGGUCAGAUCCAUCAUUCAUUUGCUGUUGGAAGAAGAAAAGGCCCAACAAGCAUGAAUUGUGGUCAAUGAAUUACUGUACAGAUAAUGGUGGAACUGUGGUGGAAUUAACUUGAGAACUUAUCCUCAGAUCAGGUGCCCGGAUCUAAAUUGCAAAUGACAUGCUGCUGGCCUUUUUGGAGCACAUGAGCCUUCAUGCUACAUGAUGAAUGCUAUCAAGUAGCGAAGGUUGAUUCUCAGGGCUCGGUCGUAUUUGACAUUUCUAUGGGUUUCUGCAACCUUGCACGCCGGCCUUUUACUGUGCUGGUGACUGACGAUGGAGAAGAAGCUUCAGAGUGACCACAUUGCAUUGGCUUGACAUCUUUACAGAACAAAAGUGUAUGCUUUAUUACUCAUAUCACAAUGCUUACAUGCUACAGUGAAGAUGAUAAGUGCAUUGGAAAUGAAAUACUCUCUAGCAACUUCCAACUUGUUUAAUUUAAUAUUGGGGUGUUCAUGUA
Hordeum vulgare subsp. vulgare (domesticated barley) is the source of this 5010-nucleotide messenger RNA. Its product is annotated as DExH-box ATP-dependent RNA helicase DExH7, chloroplastic-like. Gene Ontology annotation, molecular function: RNA binding; ATP binding. The transcript has 36 exons. Gene Ontology annotation, cellular component: intracellular anatomical structure. NCBI's taxonomy places the organism in Eukaryota, Viridiplantae, Streptophyta, Magnoliopsida, Poales, Poaceae. Bases 138 to 4568 code for a protein of 1476 amino acids. The record is from RefSeq and is a predicted model, not a curated record.